UCAAAAUCGGACGGCCGCGAAUAACUUCUGAAUAAAUUUUGGGCUAUAUAUAUAAACAAACGCACCGUACCACUCUCUACGAAACGCAGUCACUUUUCUCUUUCUUAGGGUUUGCUUUUUGCUCUCGCUCUGAGACGAAUCGGAUUCGGUGGCUUUAAGCUUAAGGAAACAAACAAAGGAUUAGGGUUUUUUUUUUGGGUAGUUGCGACGAUGAGGCCGAUUUUCGUGGGAAACUUUGAGUACGAUACUCGCCAAUCUGAACUGGAACGCUUGUUCGGAAAGUACGGGAAGAUUGAGCGCGUCGACAUGAAAUCUGGCUUUGCUUUCGUUUAUUUUGUGGAUGAGCGUGAUGCUGAAGAAGCUAUUCGUGCCGUUGAUAAUAGGCCGUUUGGUUAUGACAGGCGUAGGCUGUCAGUGGAGUGGGCAAGGGUACAAUAUUUUUCUACACAUAAAGGUGAACGAGGUCGGCCUCGUGAUGGAUCUAGGUCAGGGGCAAACCAGAGGCCUACUAAAACCUUGUUCGUAAUUAACUUUGAUCCAAUACGCACAACUGUUCGCGAUAUGGAAAGACACUUUGAACAAUAUGGAAGGAUUCUUCAUGUCCGAAUUCGACGUAACUUUGCAUUUGUCCAGUUUGAAACUCAGGAGGAUGCUACCAGAGCCCUUGAGGCUACUCACAUGAGAAAGCUAUUAGACAGAGUGGUUUCGGUUGAGUAUGCUUUGAGGGAUGAUGAUGAUAGGGGUGACAGGAGUUAUGAUAGCCCUAAAAGAGGAGGUUAUGGUGGGCGUGGGGUUAGUCCUUACCGAAGGUCACCAAGUCCAGUGUAUCGCAGGCGGCCAAGUCCUGACUAUGGUCGUCCUGGCAGCCCUGUUUAUGAUAGGUACAAUGGGCCAACAUAUGACAGGCACAGGGGUCCUGAUUAUGGUAGGAACAGGAGUCCUGAAUUUGGCCGAUACCGAAGCCGAUCGCCUGUUAGAAGGUCAAGAACUUGAAAGAGAAACUCCUGGUUCUGGGGAAGUGGUGAAUAUGUAGCUUGGAGAUGUUACUACUAGUUUUAGGUAUUUUCUUUUGUAUGCACAUUGGAUAUUAGGGUUAGCAGUGAUCAUGGAGAAGGUUUUUUUUCCCCUUGAAUUAGUAAUCAUGGAAAAGUUAUUGGAUAUUCCUUUUUAGAAUUGACUAUAUUUGUCAAAACUUGUUUGUUUCAAGACCUGAUGUUAUGUCUAAAAGUGAUUUGCAUUUACGUUUCAA
This is a messenger RNA of Quercus robur (English oak), 1249 nucleotides long. Its product is annotated as serine/arginine-rich splicing factor RS31-like. Gene Ontology annotation, biological process: mRNA splicing, via spliceosome. The record is from RefSeq and is a predicted model, not a curated record. The coding region runs from base 211 to 993 and encodes 260 amino acids. The transcript has 6 exons. Lineage: Eukaryota; Viridiplantae; Streptophyta; Magnoliopsida; Fagales; Fagaceae. Gene Ontology annotation, molecular function: RNA binding. Gene Ontology annotation, cellular component: nuclear speck.